Molecule: messenger RNA, 1357 nt
Organism: Kickxella alabastrina
Lineage: Eukaryota; Fungi; Kickxellomycota; Kickxellomycetes; Kickxellales; Kickxellaceae
Exons: 1
Coding region: 250-1305 (351 amino acids)
Molecular function (GO): hydrolase activity, acting on ester bonds
Source: RefSeq, a predicted model, not a curated record
UUUCAGACUCCCUGUCAUUAACAAUUCUUUUUUUGUCUUUUGUAUUCCGUGUCGUAUUUGCCAAGUGACACGUCAAUACAUAUUUGUUUAAAAAUUAAAUGCUAAUAUCUUGCAAGAUUUUUUUAAUAUAAUCGGUCUAGAUUUUAAAGACUUAUUUCCCCUUUUUUUCAUUCAUUUACCAUUUCCUCAUAACACUCUUUACCUUUCUUCAUUUUCAUUUUCAUCUGUCACUUUCAAAUAAUAACUAUAAUGAACUUUCCCCUUUUAUUCUGCGUAUUCCUCUCAAUUGUUCUUGUGUCAGUGCAUGCCGUGCCAGUUCAGAACCCGACAUUGUACAUUUUUGGAGACUCACUCUCCGACAUGGGCCGCCUGAAGAACCUGACCCAUGGACUAAUGCCACCCAAAGCAUACUGGAACGGGCGGUUCUCCUCAGGCCCGAUAUGGAACGAGUACCUCUCUCUCUUGCUAAACUACAAUCUCGAAAACCAUGCCGUCGGCGUAUCCAAAACAACCACGAUACACCACAAAUUGCUCAACAUUAUUCCUCUGGACCCGCCAUCGACCCAAGACCAAAUUGCAGAAUUUGCAGAAACUGUGGGCAAAAACAAGAGAAUUGGUAGCGCGGAUAUAGCUGUUUUGGAAAUAGGUUCUAAUGACGCGGCGGCGGCCUUGGUAGAUAUAGACAAUGGCAAGCAGACUGUCUACGAGUUUGGGAAUAAUGUAUCUGACUCUGUCAUUGAACAGUUGCAGUCCCUGUAUAAUCUGGGAUUCAGCCGAAUCCUGGUCACGAAUCUUCCCUCCUUGCAGCACACUCCGGUGAUGAAGUCUAAGCACCGUGAGAAAAUCGCCGAAAUAGUCGUUGGAUUUUACAACCGCAUCUUGAGUGAAAAAAUCGAGAAAUGGCGGGAAUCUAUUAACCUCAUAUCCUUAGACAUAAUAAAUCUCGGAGAGUUCCUCACCCUUGCUAUAGGACCAUCCAUAUCCAGUUCCCUGGGUAUUACGGAUACUAAGUCUAUAUGUGUUGGCGGCAGCUGGCUCAGUAUGUUUGAUGACCAACUUAAUUUGGCCAAUUUGUUAAAAUACUUGCUGACUUCGGAUAGUGAUCGUGCUACGUGUGGUGACCCGGAGUCGAGAUUCUUUUUUGAUCCGAUUCAUCCUUCGGAGCAGGUGCAUCGGCUGUUCGGGUAUUAUAUUUAUCGGAUUAUUGCCACCCAUGGUACAUUUGCGUUGUCUGAAAGCAAUCUUUUGCUGUUGAUCAAGGAAUUCAGGCUCGAUCAGCCAGUAUUAAAACCUGUUGCCAUAUAGAGACUGAUGUUAUUUGAUACCAAUAUAUUUAAUAUACAAAUUCAAAAGGCAA